This is a messenger RNA of Staurois parvus, 260 nucleotides long. NCBI's taxonomy places the organism in Eukaryota, Metazoa, Chordata, Amphibia, Anura, Ranidae. The record is from the annotation of a GenBank genome assembly.
ACAAUAAAAAGUCCAAGAGGGCAGACGGACAACUCAUGGGGCCCCCGGGCAAUAGGGGAUCAUGGGGCCGCUGUGUCCUUGCCCAAACUCAAAAAAGCCUAUGGAAAAAAAAAGGUACCAGGGGCACCUCAUGGGGCCCCCUACUGACCCCGGGCCCUCUGGCAGUGCCAGAGUUUCAAAUGGUCAGUCCACCCCUGGUCCUUUCUAAUCCUCUAUGCUGUGACUCAAAUAAGUGAGUGAUUUAAUAUCUGCACCAUGUG